This is a messenger RNA of Ipomoea triloba (trilobed morning glory), 4034 nucleotides long. Its product is annotated as protein LONGIFOLIA 1-like. NCBI's taxonomy places the organism in Eukaryota, Viridiplantae, Streptophyta, Magnoliopsida, Solanales, Convolvulaceae. The transcript is spliced from 5 exons. Bases 866 to 3838 code for a protein of 990 amino acids. Gene Ontology annotation, biological process: regulation of monopolar cell growth. The record is from RefSeq and is a predicted model, not a curated record.
CUAUCAUCCUCUUAUUCUGCUUCAAAGUGGAGUCAAAGGUUAGCCCUCGGACCCAGAAGCCCCAAAUUCUGUGAAUACCUUAGCCACAGUCUCCUGACAACUCCACAUGGUGAGGGCAUGCAGACAUAUUUAGACCCACCCCUCUCAUCAUUACACAUGGAAGUCUGCUGGAAUUUCUGCCCCCUCACAUCCCUCUCCUGCAUUUCCCUCUUCACAAUUAUGGAGGAUUAUAAUGCAAUGCUUCUAUUGUAGUGUAAUUUCAACCACAUUUCAUUGCUGCUCCCCUUUGUUAAGUUUACUAUUUCUCUGGUAUUUUCAUGUAUUGGCAUUCAACACAUUGGAAGCUGAAGCCUUAAGUUUUUGAAGAAUAUUGAAGAAGGGAACUUGUAUUGUAGGGGAGGCAGGUAUCCAAGACUUGAAUUCUGUCUGAAGGAAGUGUCUUAGAUGCUUAUGAGUUAUAGCCUAAUUAGAUUUGGAGUCUGGUUAGCUGGAAGUGCUGGUAUUUUGGGGAAAUUUUGAAUCUUUGAUUGAAACCUGAGGCCAAGAUUGUCUGGGUUUAUGUUGUUGAAGAUGGUUGGUUCAUUUGUUACAUCAAUUUUUAAAGGGUUCUGAUCAUCUGGCUUUGUGGGGACUGGAAAAGUCUUCAAAUUAGCUUUUUGAUUGGAAAGUACUUGGUACCAGUAAUGCCCUUUAGAUUCCCAUUUUGAACAUAAAGCAUAUUCCUGUAUCUAGAGAUUGCAUCUUCAAGUGUUCAAAGACAUUGGACAUGAUCUUGUGGAGAUGAAUUCUGUUAACGAAGGGCAUUCGAGAGAAAAGACGCUGUGAGGUGGAGCUCGGGAAGUUUUGAUCUUGUUGCUGAAGAAAAAUGGCAGCGAGGCUUUUGCAUUCUUUGGCUGAUGACAAUCCAGAUUUGCACAAGCAGAUUGGCUGUAUGAAGGGAAUCCUUCAACUCUUUGAUCGUCAACAUAUACGUAUAGCUGGCCACAGCCCCGAAGCGCUCACUGCAGGUAGUUUGCACUUCAGCGAUGACACUUCUGAACAAAAUUUAUGCAGCACGUACCAGAGAUCAGCUGCAGCAGAAAAACAAAAAUUCUCUAGAGAAUCUUCGACGUACUCAUUCUCUUCAUUGCAGUCGUCUUCUGUCUCUGUUGAUUGUAGAAAACCAGCUCAACGAGAGCAUUUGGCUUUCGAUAGAGCAACUUUUCCUGAAACUCCUUCAAGGGAUCCAGCUAUGAACGAAGUAAAAGCAUCCCAGCAAUAUGGUCGACAGGUACUUGACAUUAGGGAUGUGGUUAAGGACUCUAUGAACCGAGAGGGUCAAGGAUUAUCGACCAAAUCCAAAGUUAGAGAGGAAGUAGCAGAAUCUAUGCUGAAACACACAGUUUUUGAUGGGGAUUAUGAGACAACUCUUGAUGUGAAACAAAAUUUGCCCGAGGAUGUUAAGGAUUCUCUUCGAGUUCUUGCUAAGCUUCGAGAAGCCUCGUGGUAUAGCAGUGAACCUAGAGAGCCUUCAAGAUCAUCACCAUAUCAUUCAAAAGAUGCUUCUCUGUCUGCUUUAUCCUUUGAAUCACUGAACAUUCCCAAAUCCAACUUUGCUUCAAAACCUUCCCGCCAAGAUAAUGGCGGUACCAAUGCUAGGUCUGCUAGGCAGCAAACAUCGGGAGCUCAGGCACGGCCUCCAAGUGUCGUGGCGAAGCUAAUGGGCCUGGAAACACUGCCAGAUUCCAUGUCACCGAGUGAGACUAAAAUGGGUUCAAACAAAACUUGUCAAAACGAAGAUCUAAUUCCUCUAGCAAGGUCUUCAGAAGUAAGUGGUAGGUGCUGCAAUGCUGUUCAAAUAUCUAAUCCCACGAGGAGCCCUUCGAAGGAACCAAAUUCGACUCAUUGGAACCCCAACUUAGUUAUGAAGCCUAUCUCCAGAUUUCCGAUUGAACCAGCUCCCUGGAGGAAGUUCGACGGGACUCAAGUUUCCAAGAAACCAGCAGCUAGGAACUCCAAGAGUUUAAAAACGCCUCUAAGCUCGUUUCCUUCUGCUUAUAGCGAGAUAGAGAAGAGAUUUAUGGAUCUUGAAUUCACUGAAUCAGGCAAUGAUCUCAGAGCUCUAAAGCAGAUACUGGAAACAAUGCAGAGAAAGGGGCUCCUUGCUGCCCAAAAAGAUUGUCAGGACUCUAAUUUUGCGUCUCAGAGGGAGAAUAACGAGCAAAACUGUACUAGUUCCUUUCAAAGUGCAAACCAGCGAACGAGGCAGAGCCAUCAAAUUGGUACUGCCACGAGGGGAUCCAAUUCAUUAAGGCACUUUGAGUCCUCAAUUGUUAUCAUGAAGCCCGCAAAGCUAUUGGGGAAAUCCGGUACACCAUCUUCUUCUGUGAUUCCUCUGGACGACUUAUCCAAUAUCCCUAAACUUCAGGGUAAUGAAGGCUUCCGUGGUAGAAAUGGGGCAGCUACUCGUGUAACAGUCAAGGAUCAAAAUCUUAAAACUAGUAAAAGAGUCAAUACACCAAUUAGUUCCGCUAAAACCAAUAAUAGAACUCCAAUAUCUCCUCAAGUUUCAGUUAGGUCCAAGGAGAACACUUCGGGCUCAGUAAAGACCUCGGGAUUCAUCACCCCCGGAUUGCAACAGAAGAAACUUGAGUUGGAGAAACGGUCUCGGCCACCCACACCUUCAUCAAUAUCAAGAAGACAAGCAACCAAGCAACAAAUGAAGUCUAGUCCCCCUGGUGGAAAGCAUGGGCAAAAGAGUUCCAAUAUCCCGCAAAAUGAUGUCCAACUGAUACGGGGUGAAAUAUCUAAUCAGUCAAACGGGAGUAUAAUUGCUGACUUAAAAGAAGUUACAGAAGAAGUCACUAGUACUUUACAGUCUUUCGAGAAAAGCAGCAACCAGAGUCCCUUGGCAAAGACUUUCGGUCUAUUGGAAAAUGAAUUAUUGGCCGAACGAGCUAUCCUUGCCCCUGAAUAUCCCAGUCCCGUUUCAGUUCUUGACAAUGUUGGGUAUACAGAUGAAUCACCCUCCCCCGUCAAACAUAUUUCAGAAGCUCUGGAAGAUGACAGAUCAGAGUAUCGAGAUUGUAAUCCAGAUGAUAAUGCUACAUCAAGCACCUUUGGUUAUCCCGUCACUCUGGGGAUUAAUAGAAAGAAACUAAAGAAGAUUGAAAAUCUUGUUCAGAAACUCAGAAGGUUGAACUCUAGUCAUGAUGAAGUCCACACGGAUUAUAUUGCUUCGAUCUGUGAGAGCACGAACCCCGAUCAUAGAUAUGUUGCUGAAAUUUUAUUAGCUUCCGGCCUUCUCCUUGGAGACCUUGGUUCAAGCACAACAACGUACGAGUUCCAUUCAUCUGGCUACCCGAUCAAUCCCGAGCUGUUUUCCGUUCUGGAACAAACCAAGGAAAGCACUUUAGGCAAGGAAGAAUGCACCAAAGAAAACAGCAACGCGUUGAAGCCCAAGGAGAAGAUCCAUCGGAAGCUCAUCUUUGAUUUUGUCAAUGAACUCCUUGCUGCGAAAUUGGCUUUAGUAGGACCCUUUUCUGAGCCAUGGCUAAGGCCACGGGUGGCAGCCACGAAAGCCCCGAAUUCACAAAAGCUUCUGAGAGAGUUAUGUGCAGAGAUAGAACAGCUCCACGUUAAACCAUCCAGAUUCUCCUUGGACCAAGACGAUGAGCCAAGAAACAUAUCAUGGGAGGAUCAGCCAGAAAGUUGGACAGAUUUCGCGGGUGAAACUUCAAACAUUGUUCUUUCUUUAGAGCGCUUAGUCUUUAAAGAUUUAGUUGAUGAGAUAGUAAGGGGUGAUGGUAACAGUUUGAGAACCAAGCCAACCAGACAGAAGCAACUCUUCAAAAAAUAAUAGCUUGUUUCUACUUCCCUGCUUAUCAUUCCAUUUUCUUGUAUCUUUCUUUUCAUUACCUUUCUGGUUUUUGCUAAGAGUACUAUACAACAUUCAUGAAUUGAUAUUGUAGUUCUUGGAUGGAAUGUAAAGGGGAAACCACCUUGAUUGUAUUAUAUUACAAUUAUAUACUGAUGUCUGAUGAUAAUGAUGCCAA